CUUCGAGUGCCUUUGUGUGUCUCAGGGUAUUGUGGAGAGAGCACGCCCUGCGGUGUGCCGCGCCGCCCUGUCAUCAUGAGCGCUGUGCCCCUUCUGCUGCAGUGCCCUCAGACCCCCUCGUCUCCGUCGCCCCUGCACCGGCCGGCGCCGCGCACGCCCAACUCCCUGCGCCAUUCCCGCACCCUCAGGCUCAACAACCGCAACUCCUUCCCGCCCGACCAGAACCAGGAGUCCCGCUGGGUGUCGCUGCUGGCCCGGGCCGCGCCCACGAAGCCCUACGGCACAUGUAGCCCCGCGCCCCUGCACGCCCACAUCUCCCACACCCGCCAGGUGUCCCCCGUCACCCCGCCCACCAUCACGCCGCCCGCGCUCACCCCGACGACCAUCGCCCCGGCUGCCGUGAUCAUCCCCUCGCCCGUGAGCGCGCGCCCGCCGCCCGCGAUCCACCCGGCCCCGCCCGUCGUCGCCGUCAAACCGCCAUGCACCACGCCCGUGGUCCCCGCUGAGACGCACCAGGCGCGCCCUCCCCCCGCCCACGUCCAGCCCGCCGCGCACAAGCCCCUAGCGCCCACGGCCUCCUUCAGCCGCGGCCUCACGUCGCCCACCGCCAUCAAGCUCUUCAACCCGAGUCGCCGUCUCAACAAGUCGCAGUCGCAGCUCAUCAUGCCGCGAAUGAAGUCGCUGCUGCGCGCCGGCCAGGGCCAGCGCUCCCUCAAGGAGAGGAAGGACACGCCGCCAGCGUCCACGCGGAGCCCCAUGCCCCGCGAGGCCUCCGUCAGGAGCCUCACCAACUACGAGGAAGCCAACUCGCCGGAGCCGCUGAUCAGGAAGUGCCACACCGUGCUGGCGCUGUCCUCGGCCACAGGCGGUGCCGCGCACACCCGCCUCGUCAAGGACAAGAAGAGCAAACUCAGCUUCUUCAGACGAAUGUCACCCUCCAAGUCCGCCGUCUUUUCCUCCAACAAGAUGACCAUCGCCAAGUCGCCCUCGGCCGUGUCGGACCUCCGGCGCCUGCGCAAGGACUCGAGCAUGCUGUUCCCUCAGCUGGAGACGGAGGGCGAGGUCGGCGGCUGCUCGAGGUGCGCCUCCGCGGCCUCCAUAGCGUCCAGAGGCUACGCGGGUCUCGCCCAAGACUCCGUCUUCUGCAAGCUCUGCCUCUCCGACGUGUCCAUACAGGCGAUGUACCAGCUGCAGUUGUGCCAAUGCCGCUUUUGUAAAUAUUGCAUGGCUGUGUAUGUGGCGUUGAAGAUCCGAGAAGGAGAUUACACGAUCGAGUGUCCAGACGCCAACUGUGACUGCAGCGGAGAGCUCACCCUUGAGGAAGUCGAGAGUUUAGUGGGGAGCGAACUGUUCCAGCUCCACCUCAAGUUCAGAAAGAACACAGAAGUGGACAAGGACCCAGUGAAGGCUUGGUGUCCCAUGCCCGGCUGCGAAACCGUAGUCAGUCUACCGAUCUCCAAGUUCGAGGGUCCUCAGUGCACGACCUGCCCUACCUGCACAGCCGUCUUCUGCGCCUCCUGCAGCGAGCCGUGGCACCCUAGCCAGCCUUGCCACACGGACAACGCUGAAUCACUGGCGGUUCCUAACGACGAGACGAUAAAAAGGUGCCCGUCUUGCAAGGUACCCAUAGAGCGCGACGCCGGCUGUGCGCAGAUGCUGUGCAAGAAAUGUAAACACGUGUUCUGCUGGUACUGCCUCACUUCCUUGGAUGACGACUUCUUGCUGCGUCACUACGACAAGGGUCCGUGCAAGAACAAGCUAGGCCACAGUCGAGCCUCGGUCCUGUGGCAUCGAGCUCAGGUCAUAGGCAUCUUCGCAGGCUUCGGUCUCCUCCUGGUCGUGGCGUCGCCCCUGCUCUUGUUCGUGGGUCCGUGUCUGCUGUGCUGCAAGUGCAAACCCUGCUCCAAGCAUGAGUCGGAGGAGGAUAGCUUAUACGGCAUCUGAGAGCCAGGCCGAACCUUCAGCGUUGUCACUUAAAGCCAAAGAUUGUGUUUUGGAGGAACUUUUCCGUUAUAAUAUAUAUAUAUAUAUAUAUAUAUAUAUAUAUAUAUAUAUAUAUAUAUAUAUAUAUAUAUAUAUAUAUAUAUAUUAUCUAAAGAUACAGUUCACAAAUUGUGUUAUUAGUUUUUCACGGAGAUGUUUCUGAUGUUCCCAUUAACUGUCUUUCACAAGAUAGUGGCAGUGUAAGUGAGAGCUUGCUGGUGUUUCACGCCUACAAUUUUCAACGUCAACGCAAGCUGACUUACAGUGAUGAUAUAGAAUUGUGAAUAAUGAAAAUGAAAACAAAUAGUGUUACAUUUUUUCACAACAAGGAAAAAGUUGAACGUUAUAGAAAAGAAAAAAAAGUCGUUUUGAAAAAUUAAGAAAAAUGAAAAGGAUUUUCACGCCAGGCAUAAAAAAAUAGUUUUUUUCGUUUUUUUUAAACACUUCACGAAAAAAGAAAACUGAAUGUGUCCGGACUAAACUGUACUUAAAAGAAAACGAAAAAAAUAACAGGACAAGUGGUACUUAAAGAAAGAGACGGAGAAGAAACAUCUCUAAAAAGAAGAAGAAAAAAAAAGAUACAGUUGAUGAUACAUAAUCCAAACUCCAUAACACGUUCAGACCCCUCCCCCCCCUGACCCCCCAAUCGAAGAAUCUUUGUGGAUUCUUCUGUAGAUCAAAAAAAAAAAAAAGCUUUUUUACAUUCUCGCAAGAGGAACGAAUAAAGCUUGGGAGUAUAUAUAUAUAUAAAUAAAAAACAAAACACACAUUUGAUUUUAUAUUUCAUAAUCACAUGCUCGUCUGAUCUCUACGAAGAAAAAAAUGAGAUAUAGAAAAUGAUCAUGAAAUUUGUGCACAAAUUGAGAACACUCCAUAAUGCUUCAUAGCUUAUUAAUGUGAGCUUGACUGUGUCUAACCGCACUGUGCAAUUUAUUUAUCGUAUUUAUACACUUUACUUCGUCCCACUACGUCUUAUCUCCUGUGCAGAGAUGAGGCGAAAAAUUCCCCUCUCCCCCCCCUCCCUUCCCCCCCACCCCCUUCUUCUUCUGGUACUUCUAUAUGGACGCACAAUAUAGUGAACACUACUGUGAUGCUUUGUAUAACUGAGAAGAUAAGGUUGCACACCGCUGCAACAUCCUCCCCUAUUGGGUGUUUAUGGCCAGAAAUUGUCCCAGGAAAAAUUCAUGUAAUAUAUGUAUGUAUGUAAUUCCCUGUGCGGUCACAUUUGUUUUGUUACAAAAGAAAUUAUAUAAAAAAAAAAGAUUUAUCCACCACAAAAAAAGUUUAUAUUCUGAAAUAAAUUUUUAUGUUAAAAAGUUA
Penaeus indicus is the source of this 3303-nucleotide messenger RNA. RefSeq lists its product as uncharacterized. The record is from RefSeq and is a predicted model, not a curated record. The coding region runs from base 76 to 1944 and encodes 622 amino acids. Gene Ontology annotation, molecular function: ubiquitin conjugating enzyme binding; zinc ion binding; ubiquitin protein ligase activity. Gene Ontology annotation, biological process: protein polyubiquitination; ubiquitin-dependent protein catabolic process; positive regulation of proteasomal ubiquitin-dependent protein catabolic process. The transcript is spliced from 6 exons. NCBI's taxonomy places the organism in Eukaryota, Metazoa, Arthropoda, Malacostraca, Decapoda, Penaeidae. Gene Ontology annotation, cellular component: cytoplasm; ubiquitin ligase complex.